AUUAAGUAAAUAUCCUAAACACGGUGGAGAAGGCAGGAGGAACUCGACUUUUCCUUUUUCCUUUUUUUUUUGUCUAAUAAAUAAUUGAAAUCUUUUUUGGUUUGUAUGGUUGCUGGUGCCGUUGUUGUCAACGACGACGUGUUUGCCUCUUUGUCUAAAUCUCCCCUUUCCUCCUCUAUAUUUGCUUCUCCUCCUCCACCACCACCAAUCCAUCUCUCUCUCUCUCUCUCCCCACGCAUUUCUUUGUUCUGGAAACAAGAAAAGUCCUUGCCUUUUUCCCAUCCAUGGCGACGCAGGAUAAAGGGAGGCCAUUGCCCAAGUUUGGGGAAUGGGACGUGAGCAAUCCAGCCUCGGCCGAGGGGUUCACAGUAAUCUUCAACAAGGCUCGGGACGAGAAGAAGACAAAGAAAACCUCAGUUGCAGGUCCUGACCUGGUUUCCCCUCCGAGAAACGAAGACCCUAAUCCUGCCCAGCACCAUGGUUCCCACAACUCCAAAUCCAAGAAAUGGCUAUGCUUCCGUUAACUGCAGCUACUUGUCAGAACCUGCGAGGAGGAAGCAGAAGCGGUGAGAAGAGAGCAAUGUCUCGACCCAAAAAGCAAAGCAUGUAUCUUGCCAGCCAGACUGAUGCUUUACGUCAUCUCGGACGUCGUCCUUCAGUUUUCUGCAUCUCUCUCCUACUUGUUGAGCCUUUUUUUUUGUUUCCCUUUGUUUUUUUCUGCCCAUAACGGGUAUAUGAACGUACAUUCUUCUCUGGUUCCUAAUACGAAUACGACCUUGAUUUGAUACAAGGAUGGACCGUUCAUGUCCUUCCAGACAUGUUUACAAUGCAAUAUAUGAACGAUCAAGCCUUGCACUGCACAA
Messenger RNA from Tarenaya hassleriana, 863 nucleotides. RefSeq names its product RPM1-interacting protein 4. The record is from RefSeq and is a predicted model, not a curated record. Bases 285 to 524 code for a protein of 79 amino acids. Lineage: Eukaryota; Viridiplantae; Streptophyta; Magnoliopsida; Brassicales; Cleomaceae. The transcript is spliced from 3 exons.